This is a messenger RNA of Ficedula albicollis (Collared flycatcher), 1808 nucleotides long. It is a transcript of the gene MPZL1, whose product is annotated as myelin protein zero like 1. Lineage: Eukaryota; Metazoa; Chordata; Aves; Passeriformes; Muscicapidae. The record is from RefSeq and is a predicted model, not a curated record. The transcript has 5 exons. Bases 3 to 869 code for a protein of 288 amino acids. Gene Ontology annotation, cellular component: cell surface; membrane; focal adhesion.
UAAUGCAAUGUCUGUGCAAUCACUCGGUGCAGGAGUUACUGGUGCCUCUUCUCUUCUGCCCUUCUAGGCAGUGUGAUGUGAACUUCCUGAUUCCCAAAGCAGCACUGAUGUGUCUUGUUCUCCUCUUUUCUUCUCUUUGCCUUUCCCAUGCAGUCCAAGUAUCAGCAGUAGAGGUCCACACCCCGGAGGAGAUGUUUGUGGAGAACGGGACGGACGCGAAGCUGCCGUGCACGUUCACGUCCGUAGAAGUGAUCAGCAGUGCAGCAUCUGUCUCCUGGAGCUUUCAACCAGAGGGAGCAGCCACUCGUAUCUCAUUUUUCUAUUACUCUAAUGGGAAGUCAUACCCUGGAAAGGACAUACCAUUUAAAGACAGGAUCACUUGGGCUGGAGAUCUUAACAAGAAAGAUGCUUCUAUCACUAUAUCAAACAUGCAGUUCCGGGACAACGGCACGUACAUUUGUGAUGUCAAGAACCCACCUGACAUUGUUGUCAAACCAGGAGAAAUCCGAGUUAGAGUUGUGGAGAAAGACAGCCUGCCCGCGUUCCCCAUUGCCACCGUGGCAGGGAUAGCCAUCGGUACGGUUACAGGUCUCUCAUCGCUCAUCUCUAUUGUCGUGUGUCUUGUCAUCAGAAAGAACAACUCUAAAAAACGAUACUCUGGCUGCAGUACCUCUGAGAGCUUGAUGUCUCCGGUAAAGCAGGCUCCGCAGAAGGCGCCCUCCGACACAGAGGGGCUGGUAAACAGCGUGCCCGCCAGAUCACACCAGGGCCCAGUCAUUUACGCGCAGUUAGAUCACUCCGGGGGACAGCACAGCGACAAGAUCAACAAGUCAGAGUCUGUGGUCUACGCCGACAUCCGGAAGAACUGAGAUCCUCAGCCUUCCAAAGGACAACACACAUUCAGACUGGAAUUGCUUGAGCAAGAUUUGACCCAGAGAACUCACAUGUGGCCUUUGAUGCCUAGGCUAGGACCAAUGCAUGUGCAUACAGAGGGAGAGAUAUAUAUGUAUUGUGUGUAAAUAGUCUAUUUAAUCGUACAGAAGUGAGACCAAUGUUGCAUGUUGAAAUGCGGUAAGAAUUUUGCUUAUAAAUUGCCAAUAUUCUUUUUUUUUUUUUUUUUGUAUCUUGUGUGACGAGAGAGAAAGUGAAAACUCGCAUCACAAUUUUAAAAUAUUUUUAUCUUGAUUAUUAAUGGAGAAACUGGAAGAUGCCUGAAGAUUCUAGGUUGACCUGGAGAUUCUUUUUUCUUUGCUUAUAGGGCCUAAUUUCUUUUGUUGAGGUGACUAUAAAGAAGACAUCUUCUUUAUAUUCAGAGUUCUUUAUGUAUACAGGGUAUUUAUCUUUCCUUGGUCAGAUUCUCAGUACAGGUUGCCUUCUCCUGUAAACUAGACCCUCUCACUUGGCCUUGUAAGCCAAAUUGUGACUCCUAGCUAUCAGAAAUGUAUGUCUUAGCAGUGUGAGUGAAGGAAAUCUUUAGGCCUACCUGACCUGUGUAACAUGGGUCACAAAACUGUUUACUUCUCAAUGAGCCCAGCUUUUUAAGCUUAGCCCUUUAAGGUGCAGGGAUAGUGUUGAUCUAAUGGAUUUUGUGAAAUGAUAGUUUACCUGUGAAAACAAAGGAGAUAAUGAUUUAAAGGCAUAGGAAGCUGUAGCUGUAGGUGGUUGCCUCAAACUCUGUUGAAUCUUUCAGUGAAAUACUUCUUCCUCAAAGCUCUGUCAUUUCAUCUGUUUGUCUUGAUUUGAAAGACAGAUGUCUGCUAAGGAAGGCAGGAGCCUCUCUUGAAAUGGAAAUUGUAAACUCCCUCCCU